AUGGUAUUUGCCCGUGCUGCCUCGCGUCUUGCCCGCCCUGCCUCGUCCCUCCUCAGCGCUCGCGCCGGACCCCGAUUGACUUCGUCGCUGCGACAACCCAAUGCUUUCAGAACGCUGACCGCGACUGCUUCACAACAGGGAAAAGUUCUUCUCGUCCUUUACGAUGGUGGCAUCCACGCCGAGCAGGAGCCCCAGCUUCUCGGUACCACUGAGAACGAGCUUGGUAUCAGGAAAUGGAUCGAGGAGCAAGGCCACGAGCUGGUAACCACCUCCAACAAGGAGGGCGAGGACUCCGAGUUCGACAAGCACCUUGUUGAUGCUGAGGUUAUCAUCACCACUCCUUUCCACCCCGGUUACCUUACCGCAGAGCGUCUCGCCAAGGCCAAGAACUUGAAGCUUGCCGUUACUGCUGGUAUCGGAUCUGACCACGUCGACCUCAACGCCGCGAACAAGACAAAUGGCGGUAUCACCGUCGCCGAGGUUACUGGCUCCAAUGUCGUCUCUGUCGCCGAGCACGUUGUCAUGACCAUUCUGGCCCUUGUCCGCAACUUUGUCCCCGCCCACGAGCAGAUUGCCAAGGGUGAAUGGAACGUUGCUGAGGUCGCUAAGAACGAGUACGACCUCGAGGGCAAGGUUGUCGGAACCGUUGCUGUCGGACGUAUCGGAGAGCGUGUGCUCCGCCGUCUCAAGCCUUUCGACUGCAAGGAGCUGCUGUACUUUGACUACCAGCCUCUGUCCGCGGAGAAGGAGAAGGAGAUUGGCUGCCGCCGUGUUGAGAACCUCGAGGAGAUGCUUGCUCAGUGCGACGUUGUCACCAUCAACUGCCCGCUGCACGAGAAGACACGGGGUCUGUUCAACAAGGAGCUCAUUUCCAAGAUGAAGAAGGGCUCGUGGCUGGUCAACACUGCCCGUGGUGCCAUUGUUGUCAAGGAGGAUGUCGCACAGGCUCUCAAGGACGGCCACCUUCGUGGAUACGGUGGUGAUGUCUGGUUCCCUCAGCCCGCUCCCAAGGACCACCCACUCCGCUAUGCGACCAACCCAUGGGGUGGCGGCAACGCCAUGGUUCCCCACAUGUCGGGUACCUCCAUCGACGCACAAAAGCGUUACGCCGACGGCACCAAGGCCAUCCUGGACGAGUACUUCUCUGGCCGCCACAACUACCGGCCCGAGGACCUUAUCGUACACAAGGGCGAUUAUGCGACCAAGGCGUACGGUCAGCGCAAGUAA
Molecule: messenger RNA, 1227 nt
Organism: Bipolaris oryzae ATCC 44560
Lineage: Eukaryota; Fungi; Ascomycota; Dothideomycetes; Pleosporales; Pleosporaceae
Exons: 4
Coding region: 1-1227 (408 amino acids)
Cellular component (GO): cytosol
Molecular function (GO): formate dehydrogenase (NAD+) activity; NAD binding; oxidoreductase activity, acting on the CH-OH group of donors, NAD or NADP as acceptor
Source: RefSeq, a predicted model, not a curated record